AUGAAUCAACAGCAAGAGGGCUACUUGAACAGCCAGUACGGCACCGUCAACCGGUCGACGAGCUCAUCCAGGCCCGGAUAUGCCACCACCGCCGGAUUCCCAGGCGCCAUGGGGACCGGCCGUCAAAACCAGCGAGGUGGCAUCGAUGCGCUAAGCCAGCAGAUCGGAGACUUGAGCUUCUACUCCAAUUCCGACGAUCGUUUCAAUUCGUUCAACUCGGGUGCCUCACGCUUUGAGAGGUCUGGACCUUCCCCCGUCUCGGGCGCAAAUACUUUCAUGUACGGAAAUGCUCAAGCCUGGAGUUACAAUGGAAAUCCCGCGACGAUCAAUGGUGCCAUAACCGAUCCUACUCGGAUUCGAGGAGGUGUGAAUAGGAGGGCACCUCUCCCUACUGAAUGGGCUGGCAUGGGAGAUUCUAACCUGAGUGGUCAAGCACCGCCUCUGCAGCAACGCGGGCAAAUGCACCAUUACCCUCAGUCUGUGCAAGGCGUAGGGACCACAAACGGCCAGAUUUACACAGUUGCCCCACCCGGUGGGAACUUCAUGCAUCCCGAGAUGGGAUCUCACGGCGAUGAUGACCACGUUGGUGGCCCCGGCUUGAUCAAGACGGCUAUUGUGAUCAAGAACAUUCCUUUCAACGUACGGAAGGAGACCCUGCAGAGCUUGAUGGUGGACAUGAACCUGCCGCAGCCAUACGCUUUCAACUACCACUUCGACCAGGGUGUCUUCCGCGGGCUGGCCUUUGCCAACUUUGCGCACCCCGAAGAGACAAAGGUUGUCAUCAACAGCAUGAACGGAAUGGAUGUGUCCGGUCGCAAACUGCGCGUCGAGUACAAAAAGAUGCUCCCGGAACACGAGCGUGAGAGGAUCGAGCGUGAGAAGCGGGAAAAGCGUGGGCAGUUGGAGGAGCAGCACCGCUCGGUAGCGCCCUUGCAGCACCAGGCAUCCAUCUCCUCACUGAAUGCCGCUUCCACCGUAUCGGAUGCCGCACAUACGUAUAGUAAGCACCGGAUGACCAUGUACUCCAUGUCAGGGAACGGCGAAGAAGCACAAGCCAGGGACGGUUCGGGAAUGCUGACUCAAGUCGCAGGGCCGAGCGAACAACACCCCAUCGAUCUAAACAACGAAUCCACGCUCAAAGCUUACAUGGAGCUCUACAUGUUCAAGAACGAUGUGAACCGCGAGAUCAUGGUAUUCCCCUCAAACCUCACUCCUGAGCAGCGACGCGAUAUCCACAUCCUUUCGCACAACCUUGGUCUGAACCACACCAGCGUUGGGGAUGGCGACAAUCGACAAGUGGUUGUACGCAAGCUUUCUUCGGGCGGAAUGGAGAAGGGGACUCUAGCACCGUCAACUGGCGCCACACUGGACACCCAUCCAAGAGGCCUCAGCCGUGCUGCCACCAUUGACUUUGCCGAACAGUCCAGGGGUGCCCCAUCAGGUACCUACCACACUCAAGCUCGAACAGGCGGUCUGCUUGGGGUCCCCGGCAGUCCGGAUGGUCCGCACGCGAUGAACGGCCUCAGAGGUGUCAAGAGCUUUGCCGACUUGCGCUCCUACAGUCCCAGCCCUUCGCCAUCUGUCACAAGCGCAACUAAUAUUGGCGCUCCGGGACACAACAUUUCUCUCUUUGGUCAUUACACCACCGAUAACAAUGCUGGAUUCCCACCAAUGUCAGUCCCGCCACCGUCGCAAUCGGGUGUUGAGUCCAUGCACACCGAUAGGUUGGGGUCACUCACCAGGGCGGCCUUCGACUCUGGCGUGCCAGUGACCCGGCCUAGGAACGAUGGGCCUGGUGCAAUCGGUAGUAUCGGUGCUAUUGGCAGCCAAAGACCUAGUGCCAACGGCAAUGGCAAUGGCGCAAGCAAUCGUGCUCCGGAAAGGCAGCCUCGGGGUCCCAGUGUAGAGUCUUCUGGGUUCGGAACUCGCACCCGACAGAAUGGCCACAUGCAGCGUAACAGUGGUAUGGUUUAUACCGUCGAGUCCCAAUGUUACAUGCCCCCCUCAAAUGCUAACAAGUGUUGA
Pyricularia pennisetigena is the source of this 2025-nucleotide messenger RNA. RefSeq lists its product as uncharacterized. The transcript is spliced from 2 exons. Gene Ontology annotation, molecular function: mRNA binding. Gene Ontology annotation, cellular component: cytoplasm; nucleus. Bases 1 to 2025 code for a protein of 674 amino acids. The record is from RefSeq and is a predicted model, not a curated record. Lineage: Eukaryota; Fungi; Ascomycota; Sordariomycetes; Magnaporthales; Pyriculariaceae.